Helianthus annuus (common sunflower) is the source of this 3255-nucleotide messenger RNA. RefSeq names its product retrovirus-related Pol polyprotein from transposon RE1. The record is from RefSeq and is a predicted model, not a curated record. Gene Ontology annotation, biological process: DNA integration. NCBI's taxonomy places the organism in Eukaryota, Viridiplantae, Streptophyta, Magnoliopsida, Asterales, Asteraceae. Gene Ontology annotation, molecular function: nucleic acid binding. The coding region runs from base 1 to 3255 and encodes 1084 amino acids. The transcript has 4 exons.
AUGCCAGACAACGAAACAACUGUCAGCCAAAUUCCUGAUGAAUUGACGAUGCAGAUUGCUGCUCUUCUGAGAAAUGGUCUCAGAACACAGCAAACAACAACAAACUCUGAAAAUCUAUCCUUAGGGAUUAAACUCGGGGGUGAUAACUAUGCCUUAUGGGCAACCCUGAUGAAGAAAGCCAUUGGAGGCAGGGGAAGAAGCUCUCACAUUACGGGCGACCCCAAGCCUCCCUCAAAAACCGACACAGAUUACUCACGCUGGGAACAAGACGAUCAGUGCGUCUUCACCUGGAUUAUCCAGAACCUCGAAUCCAACUUGGUGAAUAACGUUUCACAGUAUCCGACCGCAAAAGCCUUAUGGGAUGGUUUGGCAACUACAUACGGGUUCGGAACCGAUUCAUUACAAGUCUUUGACCUCCAUAAAAGAGCCAAAUCCCUUAGACAAGGAUCUGAUACUUUGGAAGAUCUGUGGAAUAAACUGCAAAGCAUAUGGAUGUCCAUUGAUAGAAGAGAUCCAAACCCCAUGAAAGACCCGGAAGACAUCCAGAUGUAUAAUAAGAAGACUCAAGAGCAAAGGUUAUACCAAUUACUCACAGCACUCGAUGACAAAAUGGAACCUGUAAAAAGGGAUAUUCUGAAAAAGGACCCUCUUCCAACGGUGGAAAUGGCGUACGCCACCAUACGCAGGGAAGAUGCUAGAAUGAAUAUUCUAAGAUCUGGACCAUCCGAUAAUGAGUCAACAGAGAUUGGGAUGGGAUUGGCUGCAAAAGACUGGUCACAAAGAACAAAGUUUCGACCUAGAGAUAAAGAAGACAAAUCCAAGCUCUUUUGCACCUACUGCCAAAUGAAGAGACACACAAAAGACCAAUGUUUCAAGAUCGUCGGUUAUCCAGAGUGGUGGGGAGACGGUCAGAAGCAAAAGAAUUCGGGGGCUGAUGGCAAAGGAACGCCGGCGGCAGGAGGGGGAGUGGCUCCGGUCGAAAAAGGCAGUAGCGGUGGUUUUGGGGGAUUGGCUGCAACCACCGAUGAUACUUCGAUAGGUAAAGGGUUUGAGAAUUACAUCUCAAGCCCUCCCACUUUUUCUUUAUUUGCUGAAUUUAGUCAAAAAGGAAAUGGAAAUAAAAAAUCUAAAGCCUGCCAUGUUAAGCCCAUAUCUCAACCUAAAAAUUCAAAGAAUUGGAUCUUUGAUUGUGGGGCCACAGAUACCAUGUCUUAUGAUCCCAAAGAUUUUUGUAAUAUAUCACCCCCAUCUAAAUCCCAUAUUGAGACCGCUAGUGGGGAAAUGGUUCAAGACAUUCGUACGAAGGAGAUCGUUGGGCGUGGUACUGAACAAGGAGGCCUCUACUACGUUGAUGAGGUGGUUCACAUGGGACAUGCCAUGCUUGCUCAUGGGACAACCGAAAGACAACUAUGGUUAUGGCACCGACGUCUUGGAGAAAUGUUUGGGGUCCGGCUCCGAAUAGCACCAAUAGUCGGUUCAGAUAUUUUGUUCUCUUUGUGGAUGAUUUUUCACAUCCUCCGUUCUGAUAACGGGACUGAAUUUGUGAACAAACCAAUGAAAACCUUCUUCCAAGAAAAUGGUCUCAUCCAUCAAACUACUUGUCCCAAUACUCCACAACAGAACGGUACCUCGGAACGAAAAAAUCGCACAUUACUUGAAAAAACACGUGCAAUCAUGAUUGAAUCUCAUGUCCCUUUGUCCUAUUGGCCAGAAGCUCUUGCCACAUCGGCAUACCUUGUUAAUCGUCUUCCAACUCAAAUCCUAGGACAUAAAACCCCGUUGGAUGUCCUAGCCACCCAAGUAAAAGUUCCAUCCAUAAUGACCUUACCUCCUCGUGUUUUAGGAUGCUCGGUGUUCAUUCACACUCCAAAAACUAAUCGAAACAAACUUAAUGCCUGUGCUGAAAAAUGUGUUUUUAAUGGGUACGGUGUCCACCAAAAGGGCUAUCGUUGCUACAAUCUUGUCACUCGUCGGGUUCAUGUAACCAUGGACCUUGACUUCAUCGAAUCUGACUAUUUUUUCGACCAUCAAUCCAGUGCUCAGGGGGAGAAAAUAAGUGAGUCACUCGAUUGGUUCGAUUGGUUGUUAUAUCAUAGUUGCUCGACGGAUGUUUCGACAGAGCCGGUAGAUGGCGCCAGCGAACCUGCUUCAGCCAACGUUGAAGAGGAUGACGAGUUAUCUCACACAACCAACGAUUCCCCUAAGGACGAUGUCCAACAUGAAGUCGAAGCCCGAGAGCCAAAUUCAGAUAUGGCAAACAAUGAGGUAAACGACUCACAACAUCACGAGAAUUCCACAAAUGUUACUAAUCAUGACAGGUUAGAAAGCUCGCAUGUGGAACAUGAAGAACAACAAAACACUCCUGUCCUCCCUCCCAGAAGAAACAGGGGAGUCCCUCCUAACCGGUAUUCCCCGGAGCACACCUCUCGCACCUCCAAAUAUCCAGUAAAAACCGACAGGGGGAGGGUGGCACAAGUUGCAAAAGCCUUCUCAGCCACACUUCUCUCAGAAAAGAUUCCUACCACGGUCCAAGAAGCCGAGGAGACGACUGAAUGGAGAGAGGCAAUGAAUUUAGAAAUUGAGGCUUUGAAAAAGAGUAGCACAUGGGAAAAAUGUACUUUACCUCAAGGGAAGAAACCAGUUGGCUGCAAAUGGGUAUUUAAUAUCAAAUAUAAAUCUGAUGGCACCAUUGAACGACACAAAGCUAGAUUGGUAGCCAAAGGAUAUACACAAACUUAUGGUAUCGAUUAUUCUGAGACUUUUUCCCCAGUUGCUAAAAUUGAUACUAUCAGAGUUCUUUUCUCAGUAGCAGCAAAUAAAGACUGGCCACUCCAUCAAUUUGAUGUUAAAAACGCGUUUUUGCAUGGAGACUUGAAAGAAGAAGUUUAUAUGGACCCUCCCCCGGGGUUCUCAGAUGAUUUUAAAGGAAAUGAAGUGUGUAGACUGAAAAAGGCAUUGUAUGGGCUCAAACAAUCUCCGCGCGCGUGGUUCGGAAAGUUUACUAUGGCUAUGAAACGUUAUGGGUACAAACAGAGUAACGCCGACCAUACCUUGUUCUACAAGAGGAGGGGAACUCUUGUUACAUGUCUUAUAAUUUACGUUGAUUACAUGAUCAUAACAGGAAGUGAUGAAGAAGAAAUUAACUCCCUCCGGAAGAAUCUCUUCACUGAGUUUGAAAUGAAAGACCUUGGGGGAUUGAAAUAUUUCCUAGGGAUUGAAGUGCUUCGGUCAAAAAAGGGGAUUUUUAUCUCUUAA